Messenger RNA from Benincasa hispida (wax gourd), 2075 nucleotides. Its product is annotated as putative pectinesterase/pectinesterase inhibitor 51. Gene Ontology annotation, biological process: cell wall modification. NCBI's taxonomy places the organism in Eukaryota, Viridiplantae, Streptophyta, Magnoliopsida, Cucurbitales, Cucurbitaceae. The record is from RefSeq and is a predicted model, not a curated record. Gene Ontology annotation, molecular function: pectinesterase activity; enzyme inhibitor activity.
AACACAUUAGGGGUGUAAAUGUAAUCAUCUCAUAAAUAAUGUCAUGUUUGUUUUUUUUAACAUCAUAUCAACACCAAGGACCAGCACUGAAAUCGCCACCGCCAUCCUCCAUUUUCCCCGCCGCCGCCGUAACACGUGACCGUCUCUCUCUCUCUCUCUCUUCCUCUGAAAUUCACACUUUAAAUAUCCUCCAUGACUUUUGCACCCGAAACCCACCAUUUUCUUUCUCCAUAUUUCCAAACCAAACAUCUGUUUCUCUCUUCAUUUCAAUGCCUUCCCUUCUCUUUCUCUUCUUCCUCCCUCUACAUUUCUCUUCCGCCGCCCACCAAACCAUCCUCCCUGGGAUCGCCGCCGCCUGCGGAGCCACCCGCUUCCCUGACCAAUGCGCAUCCUCCAUCUCCCAAUCCAGCCGCCUCCCCCAGAAUCCCACGCCGCUGCAGAUUAUUCAGGCCGCCGUCUGGCUCUCCUCGGAGAAUCUCAAAAUCGCCAAAUCAAUGGUGAAGGCCAUUCUGGAUUCCUCCGAGAAGAGCCCCAACCGCAACCGCACCGCCGCGGCAUUGAGCUGUCUGGAGGGGCUGGGUUACUCGGAAUACCGAAUUUCCCUUUCCAACGACGCAAUUGCUAUCGGUAGGAAUAAAGACGCGCGCGCGUGGCUAAGCGCGUCGCUUCUCUACCAAACCGGUUGCCGGUCGGGGCUUAAGUACGUGAACGACACGCGCGAGGUGGAUGAAACGAUGUCGUUCCUUGACAAUUUGAUCGUGCUGUCGAGCAACGCGCUGAGCAUGGCGGUGGCGUACGACAUUUUCGGGAAUGAGACGGAGGCCUGGGGCCCACCGAGGACGGAGCGAGACGGAUUCUGGGAAAGGAGUGGUGGGACGGCGGUGGUGGGGACGGGUUUGGGGAUUCCGGCGAAGACGGAGGCGAAUGCGACGGUGUGUAAGGAGGGGAGUGAGGGGUGUUACACGACGGUACAGGCGGCGGUGGAGGCGGCGCCGGAAAACUCGGCGGUGAGGUUUGUGAUACACAUAAAGGAAGGGGUUUACGAGGAGAGCGUGAGAGUGGGAUUGGAGAAGAAGAAUUUGGUGUUUUUGGGAGAUGGGAUGGGCAAAACGGUCAUUACAGGAUCCUUGAAUGUGGGCCAGCCUGGGAUCUCAACCUACAAAUCCGCUACUGUCGGAGUUCUUGGGGAUGGAUUCAUGGCCAGUAGACUCACCAUUCAAAACACAGCAGGCCCUGAUGCCCACCAAGCUGUGGCCUUUAGAUCAGACAGUGAUCUCUCAAUCAUACAUAACUGUGAGUUUAUAGGCAAUCAAGACACUCUCUACGCCCACUCCCUUCGUCAAUUCUACAAUUCUUGUCGAAUCGUAGGCAAUGUUGAUUUCAUCUUUGGCAACUCAGCCUCCAUCUUCCAAAACUGUCACAUCUUAGUCCGUCCUCGCCAACUCAACCCUCAGCUCGGAGACGACAAUCCCAUCACUGCACAUGGGAGGACCGACCCUGCCCAGUCGACCGGGUUCGUAUUCCAAAACUGCCUCGUAAACGGCACAGAGGAGUUCAUGUCAUUAUACUAUGCCAAUCCUCAGGCGCAUAAAACCUUCUUGGGGCGACCGUGGAAAGAGUAUUCGAGGACGAUUUUUAUACAUUGUGAUCUUGAAGCUCUUGUUUCAUCGUCUGGAUGGAUGCCUUGGAGUGGGGAUUUUGGUUUGAAGACACUAUAUUAUGGGGAGUUUGAGAAUUUUGAGAUUGGAUCGAAUUCGUCGAAGCGAGUUGGAUGGAGUAAUCAAAUCCCUGCAGAAUAUGUUUUUAGUUAUUCUGUCCAGAAUUUUAUCCAAGGAAAUGAAUGGAUUCCAUCAUCUUAGUGGAAAAGACUAGGAUUAGCAUUUCACUUUGUUACUAUACUUGCAUAAUUUUAUGAUGAACUAAACUCCAUAUUUAUCCAUGUAUUUGUGUUAUAUAAGGGGAGACAUUCGUUCACCAUGUAAUAGGAGAUUCUCCACCCCAUUCGAGAUGGAUCACCUCAGAGUCUCGAUCAUGCAGGUUAAAUGAACAUCUCUACCUACGAUCAUGACAAACAA